Molecule: messenger RNA, 1915 nt
Organism: Cheilinus undulatus (humphead wrasse)
Lineage: Eukaryota; Metazoa; Chordata; Actinopteri; Labriformes; Labridae
Gene: smyd1a
Product: SET and MYND domain containing 1a
Exons: 10
Coding region: 226-1758 (510 amino acids)
Cellular component (GO): nucleus
Molecular function (GO): protein binding
Source: RefSeq, a predicted model, not a curated record
UACAGCAGAGAGUGUCUCCUUUCCCCAUCCUGAGUCUGAGUGACGGUCACAGCUGCUCUGGACCAAAAUACCCCAGAGGAACCGACCCAAAGAAGGGGACGACACCCACCACCACCCGUCAGACUCCCUCUGCCUCACCCCCUCUCCUUGGUCCCUCCAGGGAGGUGGUAGGAGCCUGCAGGGUGGUGGUGUAUUUUUAGCCCUGAGAGGUUGGCUGAGUCCUGGAUGUUUGAGAGUUUUUCUCCCUGCAGCUCGUCCAGUCACUCGUCCCUCCCUCAGACGCUCCGUCCUCUCUCUCUCUCUGUCCCUGUCUUUUGUUUGGUUGAGACAAUGACCGUGGGGAACAUGGAGAGCGCAGAGCUGUUCGACGCUGGGAAGAAAGGUCGAGGCCUGAGGGCCACCAAGGAGCUCAAAGCCGGGGACGUGGUGUUUGCUGAGCCCAGCUUUUCUGCCGUGGUCUUCGACAGUUUGUACACUCAGGUGUGUCACAGCUGUUUCCGGCGUCAGGCCAACCUCCACCGCUGUGCUCAGUGUAAGUUCGCUCACUACUGCGACCGCACCUGUCAGACGGCGUGCUGGGAUGAACAUAAGCAGGAAUGUGGAGCCAUCAGGAAGGUUGGAGCCCCCAGCGAGAGCGUCCGCCUGGCUGCUCGGGUGCUGUGGCGUAUACAUAAGGACACCAGCGUGGUCUCAGACACUCAGCUGGUCCCCGUGGAUCAGCUGGAGGACCAUGUCUCCGACCUGUCCGAGGAGGACCAGAAGCAGAUGAAGAAGGACGUGCAAAACUUCCAGGAGUACUGGUCCUACGGGAGGAAGAAGCACUCAGUAGAGGAAAUCUCUCACAUCUUUGGCAUUAUUAAGUGUAACGGAUUCACGCUGAGCGACCAGAGAGGCCUGCAGGCUGUCGGGGUCGGCCUUUUCCCAAAUCUGUGUCUGGUUAACCACGACUGCUGGCCGAACUGCACCGUCAUCCUCAACAACGGCAACCAGUCAGCUCUGAAUUCAGCUCUCCACUCUAAGAGGAGGAUCGAGCUGCGGGCAGUGGAGAAGAUCUCAGAAGGUCAAGAGCUGACGGUCAGCUACGUGGACUUCCUGAACCUGUCAGCUGACCGCCAGAAGAAGCUGAAGGAGCAUUUCUUCUUCGACUGUGGAUGUGAACACUGCAGCAAACACGUGAAGGAUGACCUGAUGAUGGCGGCCGCAGAGAGCAAGCCAGCAGCUGAUAAGGUGAAGGAGGUGACGGCCUUCAGUAAAGCGAGUCUGGAGAAGAUCGAGCGAGCUCGUGUGGACAUGGACUACCAACAGGUGCUAAAGUUGUGUCGUGAGUGUCUGGAGAAGCAGAAAGACGUCCUGGCCGACACCCACCUUUACAAGCUGCGUGUUCUCAGCGUGGCGAGCGAGGUUCUAUCAUACCAGCAGAAGUUCCCAGAGGCUGCCGGCUACGCCCACAACAUGGUGGAAGGAUACAAUAAGUUGUUCCACCCCAACAACGCUCAGCUGGGGAUGGUCACCAUGAGGGCGGGGGUCACCCACUGGCACGCUGGGCAGAUUGAGGAGGGUCAUGGUCUGAUCUGUAAGGCUUACAGGAUCCUGAUGGUCACACACGGACCCAAUCAUGCCAUCACCAAAGACCUGGAGGAGAUACGUGAGCAGACAGAGUUGGAGCUGAAGAUGUUUAAAGAGAAUAAGGAGGCAUACCUCAGCAUGAGAGACACUGCUCUGAAGACUCCUGCGGCUCAAGAGGUUAAAGGAGUCUGAUCCCCGCCGCCGCCACUCAGAUGCAUGCCUCGCUGUGCUCAUGUACAUAGAAAGAUCAGCACUGAGGCUCUGAACGGUUCUGAGAAUUCACUGCUCUGUUUACAUGGAACAAAACAUGCUGCAUGAACAGGAAAGCUGCAAUAAAAGAGACAUUCAA